Molecule: messenger RNA, 4074 nt
Organism: Brassica rapa (field mustard)
Lineage: Eukaryota; Viridiplantae; Streptophyta; Magnoliopsida; Brassicales; Brassicaceae
Product: probable L-type lectin-domain containing receptor kinase I.6
Biological process (GO): protein phosphorylation
Molecular function (GO): ATP binding; protein kinase activity; carbohydrate binding
Source: RefSeq, a predicted model, not a curated record
AUAUAUAUGUACAUAUCACUAAAUUUUAAUUAUACACCAUAUAAAAUAAAUAAAAUGAGUUUUGAUUUAUUUACCAAAAUCAUGAUUGUAAAUAAACAAAAAAAGCAUUAGUUUUGAUUUAUGUGUUUACUCUAAUGUAUAUACUUUUAUAGAUAAAAAUAAUUUUUAAUAUGUUAUUUUAUCCUGAUAAUUCCAGAAAUACACUUUUUCAAAUCGAAGUGAUUUUUAAUAUUAGAAGCACUAUAUAUAUAUAUAUAUUCUUUCAUUCAGAUUAAAUAAUUUAGUCUUGAUUUUUUCCUAAAAAGCUUUUAAUGAAAUAUUAUGACAAGAUUUCAAUAACCUACUUUUGAUUUUGUUUGAAGAAUAAGAGAUUUGAUAAUUCGUCUAAUAUUUGUUUAUAAGAAUGAGAAAUUUGACCUAUUUAUUAUCAGUUUUCUCUUUUAUCAUUUAAUAAAUCAAACAGUUUUUAGUUUAUACAUAGUUUACAUAUACUAGAAUGGUAAAAUAUUAUAUAUAGUUUUUAUCGGUAUACUAUCAAGUAACUAAACUUCAAAAGCGUAUGUUAAUAAAAUAACUAAUUUAUUUUGUUGAUAUAUAAUUAUAUGAUUUCAGACCGAACUUGUGAAUAUAUAAUAGACAGACAUUUAUAUUCCGAGUAUGCACUUAUAUUCUAAAAUAGUUUGGUAUAUUAGAUUUGAACACUAACCUGUGAAUAGAGUUUGCCGGUGAUUUUUUUCAAAAAUUUGAUUUUUAAAUAUGUAUCCGGAGUGGAAAUAAUGAUUACAAAUGUCCAUCUUUUUAAAUUAACACUUAUGUAAUUCAUCAAAUUCACAGAAGAAUUUUUUUUAAAAAAGAAACAUAACUCAUAUCGGUGAAACAAAUACAAGAACAAAAGCACAAUUUUAUAGAGGUAGAAAAUGAAAUCACUGAUAGUAAACAAAUCAAGAGAAGAAAACCUAAUCCCUCUUCGUUAUUUUACAAUCGAUGUUGCCUAUCUGGUUUUAGUAAUUCAGGUCAGCCGUAAAACAUAAUUUUUUUUUUGUGCAUAUGAAAUAAUGAAAAUAACUAAAAUGAGCUGUAUUAUGUUAACUCUUCAACAAUAAUAAUACAUUUAAGAGACCAACAUUUGUAUUUGUCAUUUUUAAUCGAUAAAGAUAAUAGUGUUGCAAAAUGUUAAAACAAUUUAAUGAAUAAACAUUAGUAUAAAAAAUACAUUCGCCUAUGCGCACGGGUUAUCGUCUACUUUCACUUAUUAUUGAUUUUCCUAUCCGAAGAUUAUAUAAAUAUUUAGAAAAAAAUUCCUAAAUCAAUGAAACUAAACGUAGCCACAUGCUAUAGAAAACUACACCAAUCGAUCUCUGCCAUUCAAAUCAGUCCGAGAUGAUGUCACAGUUUGUUUCCACGCAUAGCGACUGCGCUUAUUUCCACUCAACUAGACUUCAUUGUGCGUACCUGGUGGGGCGAAGGAAUCUUCGCUUAGGUCUUUUUGCUUCGAAAUAUUAAAUGCUAUUAUUCCCUUUGACUAUAUACCAUGUUGAACAAUUCCUUAGUUAGAAUAGUCCUCACUCUGAUAGAAUUUCCCCAGUUUCAUGGACCUGCAUCGACAUAUAUAUAUGGUUGUUCUUCUCCAAAAAUUCAGCAAAUGAGAUGCACCAGCCCUGUACUUUUGAACUGCUUCCACGUGAUAUUCAGGAUGGAGCAAAGACAUGUAUUUAUAGGUAGGGAAAGGGACCUAGCUUCUUCAUCAAGUUUUGAUAACUUUUUCACCAAGUUUUUCUUACUUUCUUGGAAGUCUAUCCUUUAAUCUCAACCAUCCAUCAAAGUUGAUAGGAGAUAUAGUCUAUCAGGCGACAUUGUUGCAGAACACAAGAUUCGUUCAAGAUUGUCAGAUUAUCUGUUGUUGUCACAUGCCUCACGUAUUGCCUAUGAUAUGGAUGAUCCUUUGUGUUCAUCUUAUUUGCAUCUCAAGCCAACCGGAGACGAGGUUUAUCUAUAACGGCUUUCACCAAGCAGAGCUUUAUACUGAUGGGGUUGCCAAAGUUCUUCCCGAAGGACAGUUGCAGUUAACCAACGGAUCCGGACAGAGCAUGGGUCAUGCUUUCUUCAAGAAACCUUUUGAGUUCACAGCUGAAUCACUCUCUUUCUCAACACAAUUUGUCUGUGCUCUGGUUCCUAAGCCAGGAUCUGGUGGUCAUGGCAUCGCCUUUGUUUUAUCUGCCUCCAUAGAUCUCUCGCAUGCAGAUGCUACGCAGUACUUGGGACUUUUUAACAUCUCGACUCAAGGAAACUCCUCUUCUCACCUAGUUGCUGUUGAGCUAGAUACUGCCCUCAGCGCUGAGUUUGAUGACAAAAAUGCUAAUCAUGUUGGUAUCAAUGUCAAUAGCCUUUUCUCUAUCGAAUCUGCCCCCGCUGCUUACUUUUCCGAUAUUAAAGGUAAAAACGAGAGCAUAGAGCUUUCGAGUGGAGAUCCUAUUCAAGUCUGGGUAGACUACAGAGGAAACGUGCUUAAUGUUUCGAUGGCACCUCUUAAGAAUCAGAAGCCAAGUCAGCCUCUUCUAUCAAGCUCUAUCAACCUUUCAGAAAUUUUCCCGGAUAGAAAAAUAUUUAUUGGGUUCUCUGGAGCCACAGGGACACUGAUAAGCUACCAAUACAUACUAGGAUGGAGCUUUAGUGGAAACAGUGUGUCAUUGCAGCGCCUGGAUGCUACUAAACUCCCUCGAGUUCCUCCUCAUAAAUGUAGAACAGAGAGACCAUCGAAGCUGCUAAUAUUCCUCUUCAUAUUACUGGCGGUCAUAGUUUUGGUUGUUCUUGUAGCAGCUUUUGUCUACAGGAGAAGGAAAUACGCUGAAGUAAGAGAGGAAUGGGAAGAAGAAUAUGGUCCACACCGCUUCUCCUAUAAAACUCUGUACAAUGCGACCAAAGGGUUUCACGAGGAUGAACUUCUUGGAAAAGGAGGUUUUGGAGAAGUGUACAAAGGAACUCUGCCUUGCAAUGGACAAAUAGCUGUGAAGAGAGUGUCCCACAGCGCGGAUGAAGGAAUGAAGCAGUUUGUGGCUGAAAUCGUGAGCAUGGGUAAUCUAAAACACAAGAAUAUUGUCCCACUUCUUGGCUACUGUAGAAGAAAAGGUGAGUUAUUUCUGGUAUCUGAAUACAUGCCCAAUGGUAGUCUUGACCAAUACUUAUUCCAUGACGAUAAACCGCCCUUCUCAUGGCGUCGAAGAUUUGCAAUAAUCAAGGACAUAGCUUCAGCUCUCAGUUACAUGCAUACAGGAGCUCCCCAAGUUGUUCUCCACCGGGAUAUCAAGGCUUCUAACGUUAUGUUAGACGCUGAAUUCAACGGAAGGUUAGGAGACUUUGGUAUGGCAAGGUUCCAUGAUGAUUGGGCAGACACAGCUACAACUGCCGCUGUGGGAACCAUUGGCUACAUGGCCCCGGAGCUUUCUACAGUGAGAGCUUCCACUGCAACCGACGUUUAUAGCUUUGGUGCCUUUUUACUUGAGUUAACAUGUGGGAGGAGACCAGUUGACCCUGCGUUGCCAGAGGAAAGACGGUAUUUAGUUAAGUGGGUCUGCCAAUGCUGGAAAAUGGCGUCUUUGCUCGGAGCAAGAGAUCUUAGAAUGAGAGGUGAAAUCUCAUCUGAGGAAGUCGAAAUGGUACUGAAAGUUGGGUUGCUUUGCACGAAUGCUUUGGCGGAAAUGAGACCUUCGAUGGAAGAAGUUGUGCAAUACUUGAAUGAAAGCCUAAAGCUGCCUGAUAUCUCCGUAAACUCUCCUGGUAUUGGGUCCUUUGCUCCGUUCAUUAUUGGAUCUAACCUCCUCCUUCCUUCUCACACUACCAACACCUUCUCUACGUCCUCUUACUCUUCUUCCUCAGGCAACGACUCUACAUUUGUAACUCACUCGAUUUUCCAUGGGCACGGACGGUGAACUUUGAAAAAAAAUUCUUCUUUAAGCUUUCUUUUUAGUUUUUUGAAUGAAGAAAACCAUGUUAGGUUUGUGUGAUAAACUCUAGUUGGGUAUUGUGACUUGUGAAGUCUACUUUUAUAUUUAACAAAAAUAACAAGCAUUGAAAAGA